Molecule: messenger RNA, 2883 nt
Organism: Habropoda laboriosa
Lineage: Eukaryota; Metazoa; Arthropoda; Insecta; Hymenoptera; Apidae
Exons: 3
Coding region: 1-2883 (960 amino acids)
Molecular function (GO): nucleic acid binding
Source: RefSeq, a predicted model, not a curated record
AUGCUCCAGAAGGAGGCCGCCGAGAGAGAGAGGGUGGAAACUGGGAUCACUCAUGAAUGCAGGGCUCUCCUAGCCGCUGGAUCUCAAGCGCACUUCAUCACAAGGGAAGGUUGUCGAAGAAUGGGACUUGCCUGCAUCGGUACAGAGGCAACGGUAGGCGGUAUAGGCAAGCAUAUAAGUAGCAUAAACAGUCAGACCGAAGUCACCAUACAUUCGCGAUUUAACAAUUUCAAGGCCACGUUAUCUUGCUUCGUUAUGAAGACAAUAACGGAGAAGAUGCCGACCACAUCACUAACGAAAUGCUUGAUACCGACUCCCCCCGGAGGCAAGCUAGCAGAUCCACGGUUUUAUGAGUCUCGAAAAAUAGACCUACUAAUAGGAGCGCGUCUGUUCUGGGAGCUUCUAUGUAUCGGGCAGCAUAAGGUCCCGUCUCAACGUUUAAUUUGGCAGGAAACCCAGCUGGGAUGGGUACUAGGCGGUAGAUUAGAUCACUUUUCAACUCCUCCACCAACGCCGCGGGUCUGUCACCUCGUCACUAAUACACAGCUAGAAAGGUCCAUAACGCAAUUUUGGGAGAUCGAAAAUUGCAUGGACGUGCGCCCUGUAACCGACAGCAAUCACGCAGACGAAUGUGAAAUUCACUUUCACAAGACGACGACACGAAACAAAGACGGCCGGUACGUAGUCUACGCAUCGUUUAUGAAGGAAUACGAGGACUUAGGACACAUGACGCGCGUCACCGACCUUCGGGAUACGCGGUGUUACUACCUGCCCCAUCACGCGGUAUUUAAAGACAGCAGCAGCACAACGAAGCUGCGGGUGGUCUUUGACGGUUCCGCAAAAUCAACCUCUGGCGUGUCCAUCAAUGACACGCAAAGAGUAGGACCUACCGUGCAAGACGACUUAAUAUCCAUUGUACUUAGAUUCAGACGACACAAGAUAGUUUUAUCGGCCGACAUUACAAAAAUGUACAGACAGAUUUUGAUAACGCCCGAACAGAGAAGGUUCCAACGAAUACUGUGGCGCCCGAGUGAGCAAGAUCCUAUAACAGUUUUCGAAUUGAACACCGUUACCUACGGCACCGCGGCGGCCUCAUUUUUAGCAACGCGCACAUUAAAACAGAUAGGAAAGGAUUGCGUUCAACAAUUCCCAGUAGCAAGCAAGACCAUACUAUUGACCGGUGUAAAUACGCUAGCCGAGGCAAACGCCCUGAAACAGGACAUAACGAACGCGCUCGCCACGGCAGGUUUCGAACUUCGAAAAUGGGCCUCGAACGACUCGCGGAUAACAGCAUGCAACGGUGAAAGCGCGAUAGACCUAAGCGUGAGCAAAGACCCAAAAAUCUUAGGCCUCAUUUGGAGUGUGCAAGACGACGUACUGCGAUACGCGGUCAAACCAUCGGAUACCACGCGAAUAACAAAACGUGCGAUGCUAUCGGAAAUCGCGCAGAUCUUUGACCCCCUAGGACUGAUAGGCCCUGUUAUGAUCCAGGCGAAAAUAAUGAUGCAGGAACUCUGGCAAUUGCAGUUGGGUUGGGAUGAGUCGAUUCCCCAAUGGCUAUUUUCGCAAUGGGUCAAGUUUCGCGCGGAAUUAUCCGAACUCAACCACAUGACAAUACAAAGACGCGUUACACUGGACAACUCGGUAAAGGUCGAACUGCACGGCUUCUCGGACGUCUCUGAACGGACCUACGGCGCCUGUAUCUACGUCAGGUCAAUAAACUCAACGGGAAACAUUUCGACCAAACUUCUGUGCGCUAAAUCGCGAGUAGCACCUCUAAAGGUAAUAAGUCUUCCGCAAUUAGAAUUAUGCGGCGCGACAUUACUAACACACUUGGCUGCGAAGGUAAAACAGACAUUAGGAAUAAGUUUUUGCGCGGAAUAUUAUUGGACAGAUUCCCAAAUAGUCCUAGCCUGGAUCAAUGCUCCAUCGAAUCGUUGGAAAACUUAUGUGGCCAACCGCGUCUCGGAAGUGCAACAAAUCACGCGAUCCGCCGACUGGCGGCACGUGCCGUUAGGUGAGAAUCCGGCCGAUAUUAUAUCUCGCGGCGACUGCCCGGCUGCUCUAGCCGCGGCUGAUAUUUGGUGGAAUGGUCCGGCGUGGCUAACAGCCUCACCCAGCAAUUGGCCACCCCCGCACGUACCGUCUGAUGAAAAGACCGAGCUCAAAUCAACGGUCAAGGCGCUAACCGCGGUCGUUACCUCCUCGAUAUUCGAAAAAUUUUCCACGUUAAACAACGAGGGCAUACAUUGGCACUUCAUGCCACCCCACUCACCCCAUUUUGGCGGACUGUGGGAAAGUGCAGUCAAAUCGGUCAAGCACCACAUUAAACGUGUAAUCGGUGAUCAGAGAUUGACGUAUGAGGAACUAUACACGUUUCUGACGCAAGUAGAAUCAUGCCUCAAUUCCCGUCCUUUAUCUCCCCUCUCCGAUGAUCCUAACGACUUGAACCCUUUGACCCCUGGACAUUUCAUUAUCGGCGAUUUAUUGACCGCUCUGCCCCAGCAGGACCUUCGCGAUAUUAAUCCUGGCAGACUAAAACGCUAUCAAUUGCUUAAGCAAAUGUUCCAGCAUUUUUGGUCGCGGUGGAGCAUGGAGUACUUGCAUAACCUACAACAGAGGGUGAAGUGGAGGCGAUCAACUACCCUUGGCUUCAAGGCUGGGGACAUGGUGGUUAUAAAGGAACCGAAUCUUCCACCGCUAAAGUGGAUGCUGGCCAGGAUCACAGAAACUCAUCCUAGACCAGAUGCAGUAUCGCGGGUCCUCACUCUCAGGACAGCCGAAGGCAUACUCAAGCGGCCGAUCACUAAGGUCUGCUUCCUGCCCACCCCAGAAGAAGACGCAAACGAAGAGAACGACACCAGAAGACGGCUUAGUACAUAA